This is a messenger RNA of Lentinula edodes (shiitake mushroom), 3074 nucleotides long. RefSeq lists its product as uncharacterized. The coding region runs from base 104 to 2908 and encodes 934 amino acids. Lineage: Eukaryota; Fungi; Basidiomycota; Agaricomycetes; Agaricales; Omphalotaceae. The record is from RefSeq and is a predicted model, not a curated record. The transcript is spliced from 10 exons. Gene Ontology annotation, molecular function: protein binding.
AGGGAUUUACUGCUUUGUCAUCAGGAUUGGCCAAUAAUAUUUCGUCGGCUUCGUUCUGACCGCCACGCAGCUCGCUGGCCUUCCUGGCCCCAGCGUUCAUCGAAUGGCUCAAGGUUGUUUUCUUCGCUUAUUCUUCUUAUUCCUUGCUCUUUGUUCAGCUGUUCACUCGCAAUCCGUACCCCCUUUGCAAUGGCUGAACAUUACCAAUCUGCUCCAAGGCUCUGCAAAACCCAUUGCUCUCAAAGACGCUGUCAUCGGAUACGAUUCAGAUUCCUCUACUGUGGUUAUUUUCGGGGGAGAGUCUUCCAGUGGAAUCCCUCAAUCAGUCACCUAUCUUCUCGACACUCAAUCCCUAUCAUGGGUCACAGCGAAUUCGCCCACCGGAUUAACUACGGCUCCACCCGCACGCAGCGGUGCUGUAUCCGGAGAUGAUUUCGCUGCAAGCAAUCGUCACGGAUUCAUUGUCAUUGGGGGUAAAGGCAACAAUAACGAACCAUUAUCGGACGUUUGGGAAUUCGACUACGGGAAUCAAUUUUGGACGCAAGUAACAAUUACUCCCAGCGAUGGCCCUUCUGCGAGGUGGGGUGCCGCGGGAGGCAGAGACAUACGUUCAUCAAGCAUCACUGAUCCAGUAAUUCCAGGACCCAAUAAUUCAUUCUACUAUACCGGCGGCUUUGACGGUAGCUCACUGGAACCGCUUUCUAACGUCUGGCGUUUGAACAUCUCCGGUGUCCUCUCGUCCAAUAAUCCCACCAGUGUAUCCGGGAGCUGGCAAGAAAUAACCAUCAACAACUUCAAUUCACUGUCCACACAGAACCUUUCUGGUACCAUGGUUAUGGACUCUGUCGCUGUAUAUGGCGGAUGCGCUACCACCUCGACCACCAACAAUUCCUGCGCUACUCAAAACGCUUAUUCCUUGGAUAUUGAUACUCGUACCUCGACCGAUCCGAAUAACUGUCCCGCUCCCAGAUUCGGCGCUGUGAUGACACCCAAUCUAAACAGUGUUUCGGCUACUAGCACACAAGUAAUGCUUCUUCUCGGCACUUUCAAUUCGUCGCUAUGGUCUGACGAUAGCGGCUUGGAUAAUGGAGAAGUGGAUUUUUGGGACGUUGGUGCUGGCACCUGGAUCAGAGUGAUACCUUCGGGUGAUCCUGGCAGCUCGGCCUCACAUCCCACCCCACGCGAAGGCAGUGCUGCAGUCUCAUCUGCUGCGCCGAUUUUUGGUAACACUUCUGGAACAUAUUCGGACACUUUGAUAUUUGGUGGACGUGAUCUUUCUGGCAACUAUCUUGACGAAGUUUGGGUACUUCGAGCUUACAAUGGCGCCGUGACAUCUUCCAACACCAAAUGGGCUGGUUUUGGCGAUGGUACUUUGCAAACUGGAGUAAACGCUAGUGGAACUGGUGUCGAUGUCGAAUUCAUCACCACUUGUGCAACCGCCAUUAGCUCCGGAUCAUCUUCAGCAUCAUCAUCCAGUAGUAGUCAAUCUGGCUCUGCAACCUCCAGCCCUAAACCUUCCGGUAGUUCGAAACCUGAAAGCUCCGUGUCUACAUACGAUACUUCAACUGUUCACAAGGUCCUUGCACCACUAUCCGUAACACUACUGUCUGCUAGUGUGAUACUCGGACGAAUAUUUCCUCCUGUUUUCGAUACCUCAAUUUUGACCCUUCGGUCAAUGGCAUCCCACAGUUUGAUCCUCCUCGUCUGUUUAGGGCUAGGUAUCGCUGGCUUAGUUUCUGCUUUCACCUCCAUUUCAUUAACGACACCGACUUCCAACUUGAGCAAGCGAACAUCCUCGACUAACUUUCAUCUUCACACAGGUCACGGGAUAGCUUCGCUUGCUUUUUUCAUCGUCCUGUAUGGCGUUUUGCCCUUGUUAUGGUUAUUGUCCGGGCGUUUCAACCGUCCUAGCAAAGCCACAGACCAUAUUGAAGGUUUGAACUCUGACAAACAGCACAUAACUUCUGCCGACACAGUUGAAAAGACCACAAAGAGCCGUUCUCGAACCCCAUCAAGACCUUCUUCUCCUCGAAGGAGGACUCAUUCAUGGGGACCCUCAAUUCUUUGGCGUCCCAGCACUGAUCGAGGCGACAGUGAUUCUAAUAACUCAGCUGAUGCUCAGGCUGCCCUUACUCAAACUGAUCCUGUUCCAGCAGAACCUCCCCGUACAUUCGAGGUUGUGAACAGACCUCCACGCGUACGCCGAAUGCCUAUAGAUCGAGCGCCCAUGAGUUCGCUGCGAGAUAUCGAUUGGCUUCAGCGAAGACGAAGCUUGAAUACAGCUGAUGCAUUAGAUUAUGCGUUAACUGAAAACCAGCGUUCUCGCGAGCGGGCGCUUCUUUCAACUUCUGCUGUUCCUAAUACACCAAAUCAUCUCAGCCCAACACCUGAAAUACCGGACGCAAAUGGCAUCGUUCUUCAUAUACUUCUGCAGUCAUCCAUACUCGGCUUAGCCAUCAUAUCCCUCAUCAAACUAUGGUCUUCUUCUUUGGUCGGCUUCAUCGUCUUCUUAAUCUGGACUGUCGCUUUCUAUAUCACAUUGGUCGUACUUGCAUGGAAUGGCAAACCGAAACUUUCCAUCUUGGCUGUUAUCCUGACUCGACUCAGGGCUAAGCCAGCUGCGACAGCUCAGGAGGUGAACCAAUACCUAGCCUCUCAAUCACCACCCCUUUCAGCUCCCGACCAUUAUGCAUUUCCACAAGGAUCGGGUCCAUACUAUCAUGAACCACCCUUUCAAGCUGUGUCCACAGAUCUCAGUCACGGAGAUCUCUUGAGUGUUGAAACAGAUGAAGAUGAUGAUGAGGACGAAGAUGCUCGCCAGCAACGGAUAGAAAGUGAGAUGGCCAGGCGAGAAAUUGUGACUGUCACGGUUCCGAGGCGCAAGCUUUUAAUCGCGAAUCCGUCGUAGACACGGUUAUGCGCCAACCAUAUAUAUCUUAUAUUCGGUAUACCAUUUGCAUGAAAAACAUUUCAGCAUUCGUUAUUAUCUCUUUUGCUCAACGUUAUCAUUUUAUUUUGCUUAAUGUCGUCGUUGUAUGCACGCAGUCUGUAUUAUAAUCAUCAUUAUGUGGAAU